Molecule: messenger RNA, 1133 nt
Organism: Ornithodoros turicata
Lineage: Eukaryota; Metazoa; Arthropoda; Arachnida; Ixodida; Argasidae
Exons: 5
Coding region: 1-765 (254 amino acids)
Source: RefSeq, a predicted model, not a curated record
AUGUCCUUCACAGUGCAUUGUUUCAGGUGUAAAAAAAAGCUGACCGCGAUCAGCAAAAGCGCCAACUGCCACAGCCUAGAGAGGUGGAUCCAGGCAACGUCUAACCACCUGUACUGGUGUGCAAAAGCCAGUGGAGGAGAUGCUCGGCUGACAACAGAUGCAUGGCUAAGCAUCCAGAAUCAUGUUGUGGAUAUUCACAGUCACCAUAAUGGAUCCUACCCACGCUGCCUUCAUGGUCCAAUCACAGAUGGAGACUGGCUUGACCCCGAUUCUUUGGCUUACAAAAAAUUCAAAGAAGUGACUGGGAACCCACGCCUUCUCAAAGAUGUUGCCCAGAUGUCUGCCAACACUCAAACUUAUGCCCUUGAAAGCUUCCACAGCCUCCUGAUCAGGUUCGCGCCAAAAUCUGUGGCGUUUUCUCCCGAGGGCAUGCUUUGCAGGACUAGACUGGCUGCUCUGCAUUAUAAUGAAAAUGCCCAACGCAGCCAAGCGGAGACACUACGUGGGGACCUACGUUGGAAAAUCAAGAACUCCAAAGCGAAGCAGGGACACCAAGUGGCUUGUCCUGUCAAGACUGCCCCUACAUUUGCCUACAUUGCAAAGCUGCUUGCUGAAGCAGAAGUGCAGUGCAGGUCGCAUGCGUCAUUUCAGGAGGCAAGCAAGCAAAAGCAGACACGGAGCUUCCCAGCGCCGAUGAGCCACUCGAGGCAACAACUGCCUAAAGAAGUCAUCGUGGCUGCCAGGGUGUCAAGACUAGGCACCUGAUAGAGGCACCUGGUCAUGAUCACAUUGCAUAUCUGCUGCUUUCAAGCUUGUUGUCUGUUUGAGGCUCAGAUUUGUAGUGUUGUUACAACAACGAAGAACAGCUGAGGGUGGCUAUAAAAGCAGACACAACCAAUACACAGGCCUCGGAGACAGACUUGGGGGAGGGGGGGCUUGCUUGGAGAUGACGGCGCGUUGCACAAUGGUAAAAUAGAGGAAGUCGUGGAACAGGAGAUGGAGGGAGAUGCAGUUCCCUUUGCUCUCUGGUACUGACUGGCGACUGCAGAAAACACAUGAUCAUUCCUCAGCUAGCCUUCAUUGGGGAGCUUACUGUACCGGGUUACCAUCAGGGUACAUGGUAUGUCAGAUAC